This is a messenger RNA of Dunckerocampus dactyliophorus (ringed pipefish), 2484 nucleotides long. It is a transcript of the gene trmt11, whose product is annotated as tRNA methyltransferase 11 homolog. Gene Ontology annotation, biological process: methylation. Bases 510 to 2090 code for a protein of 526 amino acids. Gene Ontology annotation, molecular function: nucleic acid binding. The record is from RefSeq and is a predicted model, not a curated record. The transcript is spliced from 13 exons. Gene Ontology annotation, cellular component: cytoplasm. Lineage: Eukaryota; Metazoa; Chordata; Actinopteri; Syngnathiformes; Syngnathidae.
UUUAAGCUACUGUGAACAUGUUAAUUUAUCAAACCUGUUGUGUUAUAAAAUAUAUUCAUAAAAACAUAUAUUUUACAUACUGUAGGUUAGAUCAAGUUCAUCUUAUAGCACCGUGUAUUUUGCCAUUUUGACUUAAUUUGAAUUAUAAGGUUCAAAUGAAGGUUCCACAUCAUUGUCAAUAAAACAUUGUGAACAGAUGCAUGGCAAAUGAGAAUUGGCUCUUAACUGCGAUUAUAUAAAACAUGAUUGGUAUUGACUUUUAUGUAUCAGUAUUUGGCUUCGUGCAAUACGAAACAAGCACCAAUCAAAUCAACCACACGCAAUUUUUUUAACUUCAGAAAUGUUAUAUUAGGCAACUAAAAUAAAUGUUUAAUUUUUGGUCAUUGCAACAGAGUAAUCACAACAUCAUCAUCCUUCCCUUGCCACAACAUUUCACCCUCAAAGUCAACCAGCUCCUGCUUGCGUGCCCGUAGAAGAAUACCCACUAGUUUGUUUGAGAUUGUCACAUAAUGCUCAAACAGCUUGCCAAAUUUUACAGUGAUCCCUCUACCAUCUCUGUCUUUGUAUCUCUGCUCUCCAAUCUCUCUUAUGACCUCACACAGCUCCUGAACCUCCCUGCUGAUGUGUGUGUAAGCAUCCUCCCCACGUUGUGCCGUCAACGAGCCUUGCAGGGGCCUCCCAUAAUCGUCUUGCCCCCUCUGAGGGACCAUUGCCAUAGGCCUUGUGUCGUGACUGAAGGGGUUGUGCUUCUGGUGUUCCUGGAGAUUGAAGCUCUGCUGGCUCUCAGGGGGAAAAAAAUCAAUCGUGGGGGGAACUUCAAAGAAAAGGCUCCUUUCUGGUGUCUAGAUGAUUUGACAGAGGGAGAUGUCCACAGUAUUAUGGCCAGAUCUGUUUGUGCAAAGUCUGCUUUUGAGCUAUGGGGCCACGGACGGACACAUAGUGAGCUCAGAACAUCUUUACUGAACUACCCAGUGGAGAACAUGUCACCAUUCAUGCACAAAAACUCAACAUACAGAAUAAAUGUUUACACCUUCAACAAAACCCUGGUGUUUGAAGAGAGAAUUAAACGAAUUGAUGCAAUGGAAUACCUUCCCUUUCAGGGUGUAGUAAACCUAAAGAACCCUCAGCACAUCUUCUGUUUGCUGGAAGAUUACGGCACUGACCCCAACAACAUCCCUGAGCAUCCAGAUUACAUCUAUUUUGGCCGAUGGAUAGCAGAUGGUCAACGUGAAUUGAUACGUUCGCACAGCGUGAAGAAUCGACACUUCAUAGGAAACACCAGUAUGGAUGCAUGCCUCUCAUUUAUCAUGGCCAACCAUGCUAAGGUCAAAGAGCACGACCUUGUCUUUGAUCCAUUUGUUGGUACUGGAAGUCUGCUGGUUGCAUGUUCUCAUUUCGGAGCUUACGUGUGUGGAUCGGAUAUUGAUUACAACACUAUCCAUGGCAAAGGGCGAUCAAGCCGUAAAAAUCAGAAAUGGCGUGGACCUGAUGAAAACAUCCGCGCUAACCUGCGACAAUACGGAACAGAGAAGACAUAUGUAGACGUGAUGGUGUCUGACGCAUCCAAGGCUGUGUGGAGGAAGACCCCACUUUUUGAUGCCAUCAUUACCGAUCCUCCCUAUGGUAUACGUGAGUCCACAAGAAGAACGGGCUCCCACAAAGAAACCAUCAAACCUCCGGAUGGCAUCUAUGCCGAGUCACAUGUGGCUGUGUCCCAGUCCUACCACUUAAGUGACAUCUUAGCUGACCUGCUAAACUUUUCUGCUCAUCACUUGGUCAUGGGAGGAAGGUUGGUCUAUUGGCUGCCUGUUCAUCGGCCAGAAUACUGUGAGGAGAUGGUUCCACUUCAUCCAUGUCUGCAGCUCAUUAGCAAUUGUGAGCAAACGCUAUCAAGCCACACAUCCCGCCGCCUGAUCACCAUGGAGAAGAUCAAAGAACCCGAGGAAUUAGACAGCAUGGCACACCUGCCGGACCCUCGUUUCUGCCCCUACCAGGGACACAACGCCUUCAGAGAGAAGUACUUCAGUGGAGUCAACAAGAGGCUCAGCAAGGACAACAAAUCUGAUGCCAAAGGAGAUCCAGUCAUUUGAAAGAAACACCGAUAAAGAAAACAUAAUGAAUUAGACUCCUUGACCAAUUCAUGAAGUACAUCUAUGAUCCAAAAAAGGGCUGUAACAAAUAUUUUACAAACAUAACAUUUCGUAGUUUUCAUCAACACUGUCAGAGAGGUGUACAUUUAAAUAUAUGUGUAAUACAUUGUACUAAGAGUUCUUUUCAUUAUUUUGCUACGCCACUGCAAACUACAACCACCAUCUUGAUAACUGAACAUUAUUAUGUAAAGGCAGAAGUUUUAAUACAGCGAUUGUACUGGAUUACUUCCUAAUGUGGCUGGUGACUGCAUUUAUGUUAUGGCAUUUUUUGCAACACAUUUCAAGUUUUAUUUGUAUUCUUUUCACUAUUUUUUAAAUAAAAGUUUUAGCUUAC